UAAAAAAGUUGAAGUAGCUGUGCCUUCGCUGUUAGCGUAUGAACGUGGAAGCUUUGAGGAAGUUCCUAAACAUUAAGAUUUAGCUUUCAGAAGGAGAUAAUGUUUUGAACCGAGGGAGCGUGUGUUGAAUCGUUUUCGAGUGCGCCGCGCUCCAGAAACUGUAAGUAAGCAUGGCUGGAAUUACUGAGAAAGACGUUCCGCAUUUGACAGAAGUGGACUCGGACUCUCGGCUGGAGGCACAAAAACUGUCGAAUGGCCCCCGUAGUCAUUCAUCAGAUACCCCUCAGCUAUACAAGAGGCGUUGGGCUAUAGUGUUCCUGUUCAGCGCGUAUUCCCUGUGUAACGCCUUCCAGUGGAUUCAGUACGGCAUCAUCAACAACAUCUUUAUGAAGUUUUAUAGCGUCGAGUCCUUCACUAUCGACUGGAUGUCAAUGAUCUACAUGCUGACUUACGUUCCACUGAUUUUCCCAGUAACGUGGCUACUGGACAAGAAGGGGCUACGGGUUAUAGCUCUGGUGGGUUCGGCGCUGAAUUGCGCGGGUGCUUGGAUCAAGACUGCCAGCGUGAGACCGGACCUCUUCCCCGUCACGUUCUGUGGUCAGUUCGUCUGCGCGACGGCACAGGUCUUCAUUCUGGGGAUGCCGUCCCGUAUAGCAUCUGUUUGGUUUGGGGCACACGAAGUGUCUACCGCCUGCUCCAUCGGAGUUUUCGGGAAUCAGUUGGGGGUUGCACUUGGCUUCUUGAUUCCUCCAGUCUUGGUUCCAAAUGAGGAAGACAUGGAUAAACUUGCUCGACACAUUAGUGUCAUGUUCUAUGGAACUGCUGCUAUUGCAACCCUGCUCUUUAUUCUUGUGAUUAUUGUAUUUCAGGAGAAACCAAAGGUACCUCCUAGCCAUGCUCAGGCUGCCAUUGAAGCCAUUCGGGAGAAUAAGUACUCUUACCUGCAGUCCAUUCUGCGGCUCAUCAAGAAUAGGCCUUUCAUCCUUCUCAUCAUCACUUAUGGUAUAAACACUGGAUCAUAUUAUGCUGUAUCCACAUUGCUGAACAAAAUGGUCAUUGCACAAUAUCCAGAUGAAGAGGUCAAUGCUGGUAGAAUUGGGCUAACUAUUGUAGUGUCAGGAAUGGCUGGAUCUCUGAUAUGUGGGAUAUGCCUGGACAAAACUAAAAUGUACAAACAGACAACUUUAAUUGUAUAUGUGAUGUCACUUAUCGGAAUGAUAAUCUAUUCAUUCACACUGAAUCUGGGAUAUCUUUGGGUCCUGUUUGUCACUGGUGCAGCUUUGGGGUUCUUCAUGACAGGAUAUCUCCCAAUUGGCUUUGAGUUUGCUGUGGAACUGACAUACCCAGAGUCUGAAGGCACAUCUUCAGGACUACUUAAUGUUUCUGCUCAGAUUUUUGGAAUACUGUUUACCAUUGUACAGGGGCAGCUCAUUGACUCAUUUUCAAGUCUUGCUGGAAAUCUCUUCCUUUGUGCAUUUCUCAUAAUCGGAACCAUCAUGACUGGUUUUAUAAAGUCAGAUCUUCGUAGGCAAAAUGCCAAUCAAUUAUCUACGGCUGCUACUGGAGGGAGUAGUCCACUUGCCACGGAUUAUGGGGCGAAUGCUUCCACUUUUCCUGAUUCCUUUUGAUCACUUACUUAACACAAAAGCACAAAUAUUCAAAGAUGCCUAGCAAUCAAGAGAAGGAGCACAUCAUGGUGAUUACAUUGAAGGAAGCAAAACUCUAAAGGCGUCGGCUGUACGGCAGCACUAUAGCACAUUUUGUUUACUCCGUGAAGACUGCCUGAAGAAGAAAGCAAAGUUUGGACGGAUAUGGCAGAAAAGGAGGCCAAGUGCCUACUGACUUUGUGUUAUUUAAUUAAUUGCACUAACAAGGAAAAUCUUCAGUAAUCUGCAAAAUAUGUACAUUUUUUAAAUCAGUAACGUUAAUUGUUUUUAUUUUUUGGGAAACUUAAAAAAGGAGGCACAUGGCAAGACUAUUUCCUUUUGGGGUAAUAGUAAUGUAGAGUGCCAUUUAGAAGCCAGACAUAAAGAAGGUGAUAGCAGUUUUGGUUAAACCUUAAUGUUUCCACAUCUUGCUGCAGACUUUUUUUUGACAAAAACAAAGAUUUUUGGCUGGAUCCAUUUCACUACCUAUGUGUUCAUCUUAACACUUUAGAAGGAUACGGAAUACUAUUCUAAAUUAGAAUAAAUGGACAGUGACUAAAAGUGACUUACAUAUAUUAUGGAACAGCUGCUCAAGUUGUCUUAAGCAAUUUUCUUUUUAUCCCAGUUCAUUUUUGUAAAGUACCUGGCUUACUGGGUAGAAUUUCAUAUUUGGGCACAAUUUCUGUGUUUAACACUAUGUCACAAAAAGAAAUUGGAUGAUUGUUUUUUUUUAGUUUACAGAAUCUGCUUGUUUUUUAUGUGCACAUCUAAUGCUGGCUUCAGGGUCUCUGUAGAAUGGUUUUUGAGUAAUCAUGCUUGAUCGGUAAGCCACGCUCAAGAUGGCUUCCAUCUCUCAUUGCUCAGGGCAAUACCUAGACCCUAAAUAUUAAUUGCAACUCGCAGACUAGCUCUGCUGGAAGAAGUUUGAUAAUGAAAACCUGCUUUUUCAGGACCAUUUACUAGCUGUAUUUUUAUAGAAUGUUGCAUACAGAAACUUCUGUUCUGUGCUUACCCAUCUUGUCAGUUUGUGGAUAUGUGAUGUGGUCAGUGAACUAGGUUAUUUUUUUGGACCCCGUUUAGUUUUGUGCUGUCACUAGGCAAAGAAGGGUGCUACUAACAUAUACCACAACCGGGACUUUUUAAACCAACUAAAUUACACCUAUAUGAAAUCUACAUUCAUAUAGUUAACAUUGAGAAAAGGGCCACAGUCUUUUUGUUCUUUUUCCCUAUUAGUAAAUACUACGGAACUGAUAACAGUGAAAGUGGCAAGUGGUUUUCUUUGAAAAUAAUGGUCGCUCAGGUAAUAACGAAAGAAAAAUAUUCUUGUACUGUAAAUACCUAUUCGAUCACAUGGAUCUUUUUCCUCUUGUCUUAAAACACUGAGGUUAUUGCUGCAUUUUUCAGUUCAUUAUCAAGAUCCUAAUUAUUGGUUUGUCACUCAUUCUUUUUAAAUUACUGUAUAUGUUAAUGUCAUUAAGUCUUACAAAUAGCACUGGGAACUUUUAUAUUUUAUAACUGAUUAAAAAUAAAAAUUUCAUUCAGAUUAUGAAGUUACAGCAUUCUGAGAAGUUUAUGUAAACUAUUACUCCAUCUUAUUACCCCCACACACCUACCUACCCAUUUAUU
This is a messenger RNA of Polypterus senegalus (gray bichir), 3272 nucleotides long. RefSeq names its product FLVCR heme transporter 2a (gene flvcr2a). The transcript is spliced from 11 exons. Gene Ontology annotation, cellular component: membrane. Bases 171 to 1628 code for a protein of 485 amino acids. The record is from RefSeq and is a predicted model, not a curated record. NCBI's taxonomy places the organism in Eukaryota, Metazoa, Chordata, Cladistia, Polypteriformes, Polypteridae. Gene Ontology annotation, molecular function: heme binding; heme transmembrane transporter activity. Gene Ontology annotation, biological process: transmembrane transport; heme export.